UUAUAUCGCGACACGCUCUAAGCGUCUUCAGUCGUAGACAAACCUUCAGCCGGAGCGAACGUUUGGAUUUAUUUUCGUACGUUGAGUCGGACAUCUCUUAAACAUGUGUGACGAAGACGUUGCAGCUCUUGUCAUUGACAAUGGAUCUGGAAUGUGCAAAGCUGGUUUUGCAGGAGACGAUGCUCCAAGAGCCGUGUUUCCCUCGAUUGUCGGCCGACCAAGGCAUCAGGGUGUGAUGGUUGGUAUGGGUCAGAAGGACAGCUAUGUUGGAGAUGAGGCCCAGAGCAAGAGAGGUAUCCUCACCCUCAAAUACCCCAUUGAACACGGUAUUGUCACCAACUGGGAUGAUAUGGAGAAGAUCUGGCAUCACACCUUCUACAAUGAGCUCCGUGUCGCCCCAGAGGAGCACCCAGUCCUAUUGACUGAAGCCCCACUCAACCCAAAGGCCAACCGGGAAAAGAUGACCCAGAUCAUGUUUGAGACCUUCAACACCCCAGCAAUGUACGUUGCUAUCCAGGCAGUAUUGUCACUGUAUGCAUCCGGUCGUACCACUGGUAUUGUGAUGGACUCUGGUGAUGGUGUGUCUCACACUGUUCCUAUUUAUGAAGGUUACGCUCUUCCCCACGCCAUUCUGCGUCUUGACCUGGCUGGUAGAGAUCUUACAGAUUAUCUCAUGAAAAUCCUCACUGAACGUGGCUAUUCAUUCACAACCACAGCUGAACGUGAAAUUGUCAGAGACAUUAAAGAAAAGCUUUGCUAUGUUGCACUUGACUUUGAGCAGGAAAUGCAAACUGCAGCCAGUUCAAGCUCCUUGGAAAAGAGCUAUGAGCUCCCCGACGGUCAGGUCAUCACCAUUGGAAAUGAGCGAUUCCGUUGCCCAGAGGCAAUGUUCCAGCCAUCUUUCCUGGGUAUGGAAUCUGCCGGUAUCCAUGAAACCACCUACAACAGUAUUAUGAAGUGUGAUGUAGAUAUCCCAAUGUACGUUGCUAUCCAGGCAGUAUUGUCCCUGUACGCAUCUGGUCGUACCACUGGUAUUGUGAUGGACUCUGGUGAUGGUGUGUCUCACACUGUUCCUAUUUAUGAAGGUUACGCCCUUCCCCACGCCAUUCUGCGUCUUGACCUGGCUGGUAGAGAUCUUACAGAUUAUCUCAUGAAAAUCCUCACAGAACGUGGCUAUUCAUUCACAACCACAGCUGAACGUGAAAUUGUCAGAGACAUUAAAGAAAAGCUUUGCUAUGUUGCACUUGACUUCGAGCAGGAAAUGCAAACUGCAGCCAGCUCAAGCUCCCUGGAAAAGAGCUAUGAGCUCCCUGACGGUCAGGUCAUCACCAUUGGAAACGAGCGAUUCCGUUGCCCAGAGGCAAUGUUCCAGCCAUCUUUCUUGGGUAUGGAAUCUGCCGGUAUCCAUGAAACCACCUACAACAGUAUUAUGAAGUGUGAUGUAGAUAUCCGUAAAGACUUGUAUGCCAACACUGUCCUUUCUGGUGGUUCUACCAUGUUCCCAGGCAUUGCUGACAGAAUGCAGAAGGAAAUCACAGCCCUUGCUCCAUCCACGAUGAAGAUCAAGAUCAUUGCUCCCCCAGAGAGGAAAUACUCCGUCUGGAUUGGUGGCUCCAUCCUGGCCUCUCUGUCAACCUUCCAGCAGAUGUGGAUCAGCAAGCAGGAGUAUGAUGAGGCUGGACCAUCCAUAGUCCACAGAAAGUGCUUCUAAACUGGACUUAUGAUAUUGCUUGUUGUUUUCAUACCAAAAUGUACCUUCAUGUUCGUGUUCAUGGCAAUUUUUGCUACAUAGAUCUUAUGUGAUAAAACUUCUUGAUUUGUUACAAUGAACAAUUAUAUGAUAACUUAUUUUUCAUACAAAAUGAUAUAAAAAAAACCUUGAAUAAAAAAUCCAAAAUUU
This is a messenger RNA of Dreissena polymorpha, 1900 nucleotides long. RefSeq names its product actin, cytoplasmic. Bases 104 to 1711 code for a protein of 535 amino acids. The transcript has 3 exons. Lineage: Eukaryota; Metazoa; Mollusca; Bivalvia; Myida; Dreissenidae. The record is from RefSeq and is a predicted model, not a curated record.